GAUUGAUGUCGUGCUUGCAUUAUCUCUGCCGAAUCACGAUAUGUCUGUGCUUACAGAGUAACCAGAUUUGUCAAGGGGUAGGGGUCCGAUCAUGAUGGGGCUUGGAAGAGAGUAUCAGGUCGCAAAGCGGUUUGUUGCAGAAUUACAGCAGUCCCACAACAGUAAUAACAAGUUACGGCAGCGGCGGUCUCAUCAUACCGGCUUGAGCCGUCGCAACGAGCAACGAGCAUUAUGGAUGUUCACGGAGUGCAUUAUAUACUCAUAUACUCAUAUACUUAGCAGCGUGUACUCGGUGCAUUCAAAUCAGGAUCCUUCAACAUAUUAUACUCUUGAAACGUAAAGUCAAACCCCGGGCACAUCAUGAGCGGUCGAAAUAACUCUACAGCGGUCAGAAGGCUGGCCAAAGAAUACAAGGAUCUGUCGAAAGAACCCCUCGAGGAGAGCAUGUUCGUAGCAGGACCGAUCUCGGAGGAUGAUUUCUAUGAGUGGGAAGCGCUCGUAGUUGGACCCGAGGGGACGCCUUAUGAGGGAGGAGUAUUCUGUGCGAAAUUGAGCUUUCCUAAAGACUACCCGUUAAACCCGUUCAAGAUGGUCUUCGAUCCUCCUGUGUAUCAUCCGAACGUUUACUCAAACGGCGAAGUAUGCAUAUCCAUCCUCCAUACCCCCGGAGACGAUCCCUUGCACUACGAAAAGGCCUCGGAGCGCUGGUCACCAGUGCAAGGGGUGAGGAGCGUAUUGAUGAGCGUACUGAGCAUGCUCGCAGAGCCGAAUGUCGAGAGUGGGGCUAAUAUCGAGUGCUGCAAGGUAUUCAGAGACGAUACGCCGUUGUUCGAGAAGAUUAUCCGGGAUCAGGUCAGGCAACAGCUCGAGAUCCCGCCUGAACUAUGAUUACCGUCCACGUUACACGACACCCAGCAUGAAACACCGUCCAUUGCAGCCGCCAUCCCUUUGUACGACAACAUCCAUGCUAUGCGAUAUGAUACAAUAUUAUACCCCCUCUGCUCGA
Messenger RNA from Filobasidium floriforme, 1006 nucleotides. Its product is annotated as ubiquitin conjugating enzyme. The record is from RefSeq and is a predicted model, not a curated record. Bases 361 to 888 code for a protein of 175 amino acids. Lineage: Eukaryota; Fungi; Basidiomycota; Tremellomycetes; Filobasidiales; Filobasidiaceae. Gene Ontology annotation, cellular component: endoplasmic reticulum; cytosol. The transcript is spliced from 6 exons.